UGGAGAGGAUGUCGUCGUCUCCCAAACCUAUUAGGAACAUUUUCCGCCGGGCAGAAACCCAUAUUUAGGACGGUCCUUUGUUAACCUUAAUUCGCGAGGAAUAAUUUGCUGCACAGAUGCUCCAUGAAUAUAUUUAAUGGCUUGGAACAUGUAGUGUACUCAUGAGUUCCCUGUUUCAUUUUAAUUUCGGUGCAUUUAUAUUUUUCCGUUAAAAUACUAGAGUGAAUUUGCCACCGGAUGAAGGUCCUCGCAAGAUUGCAUGACAGAAGUCGAGCCCCUUUUGAGCGAUACAAAAAAGAGCGGAGAAGAGGCGUUCAUGGCGGAGGUUGAGGCGGUCGCUCUGUGCCCACGCGGAGACUCCCUUCACCCGCCGCCACAGGUCACGGAUCAGGUCACGGCGGCAGCAGCGCGGGUCAAGAUGCUGUCGGGUCCUCACGCGUCGAGAAUCGUUCGGAAAUACAGGAGGACGCGGCUGCAGCAGGUCAAGAGGCAAGAGUACAAAAAGUUGCGGAACAUGGUGCCGGCGCUGCAGGAGAAGAACCGAGUGUCGAAGGUGGAGGUGAUUGAGGCGACCAUCCAGUACAUCGACGAACUCCACUUGGCGCUUAUCAAGAGGUUUCGGAGCAGAGGGCUUCCGGCGACGCUUCGAGACUUACCACUGGAGGCCCACGACGUGCACGGAGGGAACAUCCGGGAACUCGUCCGACAUCUCCUGGCAACCUGCAACCCCACCUCCCUCCCCCCCACCCGCAUAGAGAACGCCCGUACCCUCCCUUCCUUUAUACAGAAAUUGUGCAAAAGGAGGAGUUGAAAAGAGAGGAGAAGGGAAGGGAAGGGAAGGGAAGGAGGUGGACGAAGAGGAAGAGAGAAAGAGAGAAAGAGAGAGAGAGAAAGGGAUAAAAGUUAGAUAGAAAAAAAAAUAUGGGAGAAGGAGGACGUGUAAAAAAAAAACGAAGUGGAGUGAGACAGAAACAAGAAAAAAAGGGAAAAAAGGAAAUGAAAACAAAAAAUGACAGAGAGAGACAGCAAGAGAGAGUUGGGGGGAAUAUGCGCUUAGAAACUAGCUAAUACUAGUGGAAAGAGAAUCUAAUAUAUAUAGAAACCAUAAGAAUAGUUCAUAGACGAGUGAGUCAGCCCGGUGCAACCCCCCAGCACUUCUGCCAGAACAGACUGAAAACGUGUUCAUGCUAAGGUUCCUCUCCUCUUGGACCAAGGCCAACUAGUCUUAGACUUUUCUUUGGGAAUUUCUUUUAUUUUCGUUUUUAUUCUGUGAAAUAAAAGUGUGAGCUUGGAAUUCUCACGAAUGUCUUUCAUCAUAGUUUCGCUAUUGUUGUUGUUUUUUUCAAUUGCGUUACCCCUUUUAUUUUUUCUCUCUUUUAAUGUGUUAUGUAUGUAUAUAAAUACCCCCCCCCCCCCAGUGAUGCAUAGGCGCUGUUAUUUAAUCUCCGAAGCUUGCAUAAUCUUCCUUGGUUUUUCGUUGCCGCUGUGUCUGUAUCGGCAACAUGUAGCAAAACCUCUAGGAACUCUAUCUUGUGCAAUGUAACACUGCAGGUAUCAUUUGCCACGAGGGAAAGUCCGCAUCACCUUGCAGAAGGGAAAAUUGCCAGCGAUGAAAAUGCAACAUUGCAAAGGAAUUAUAAUCAUCCGUUGUUACGUACCAGCUCUGAUAGUAUGAUGGAAGAUGAGAAGUUGCAACUGAAGCUUUUGCUGAAGUGUCUGUGAAGUUGCCGCAAGACUGGAUUCAGAA
This is a messenger RNA of Penaeus indicus, 1747 nucleotides long. RefSeq lists its product as uncharacterized. The record is from RefSeq and is a predicted model, not a curated record. Bases 260 to 811 code for a protein of 183 amino acids. Gene Ontology annotation, biological process: negative regulation of transcription by RNA polymerase II; cell differentiation; circadian regulation of gene expression. Gene Ontology annotation, molecular function: protein dimerization activity; transcription regulator activity. NCBI's taxonomy places the organism in Eukaryota, Metazoa, Arthropoda, Malacostraca, Decapoda, Penaeidae. The transcript has 4 exons. Gene Ontology annotation, cellular component: nucleus; cytoplasm.